Messenger RNA from Rubroshorea leprosula, 1670 nucleotides. The record is from the annotation of a GenBank genome assembly. Lineage: Eukaryota; Viridiplantae; Streptophyta; Magnoliopsida; Malvales; Dipterocarpaceae.
AUGCAAUACAAGUGUCAUGCAUGUAUAUAACAUUAUUUAGCAUUAGUUCUCAUUGUUUAUGAUUCACUUGUGCAGUACAAGUGCGCACAGGGCCAGCAAACUUGCAUUGAUGCACUUGUGAUUCAUCCAUGCUUGAAAUAUCUCCCAAGGUUCCGUGCCAAAUGUCUGACGCACAAACUGAACCCUUAUUUCUUCAGUGGGAUCUCUAUCUUGCGGGAAGGCUUGGAGGAUUUUAAGAGGGAUCAAAUUAUGUCUGCACUAUUUUAUUCUGCUGAAUGCUUCGUGAUGGAUCUGGAAGCCUUACAACUCCUGGAACUGCAACAUAUGAAGAACAUGUUUUCCGCUAAAUGGCUGUCAUAAAAAUGGUUACAUGUCGGGACCUUUUUUCAUUGUUCUGAAGUACAUGCACUUUGCUGAGGUUGAAGAGCACAUAGUGAACCAGAAUAGAGAAUUUAACAUUUCUCAAAAUGGGGAACUAUUUUGUACAGCACCAUUGUUCCAGAGUACUCAUGCAUAUACGGGUACCAUAUACAUGAGUUCUAUAGCUGAUGAGUGGAGAAAACAUUAACUUUUACCUGCAAAGAACCAACAGAUCAGCCCUUCCAUUUAUUCUCAAUGCUCUUGCUGCUCUAAGGUAAAAGAUUUCUUACAAGUGCCAAAAAACCACUAAAUGGUACGGAUUUCAAACCUUUUUGUUUUCAGCGUUUUUUCUGGAAUUCUAAAAUCUAUCGUACAUGAUUUUGACUAAAAUCUGUAUACAACUGAAGGUGUUGGGUGAUGCAAUAAUAUACUGAAAGUAAACACAUGGAGUGAAGAGAAAUUGGGAACAAGAUCCCUGUGCGCCUAAAGAUUGCUCCUCAAUCGCAUGGUCUUGAUAGCAUCCAUGUAGGUUAUGAUCCUCUUAGCUAGGAUGAUUAUCAAGGGCGCAAAGUUUUUCCUGAGUGCUAAUUACAUUGAAUAUGAAGGACUUAUCCACAAGGCUCAAGCAGAUUGACAGGGGAUCAUCAAGCAUUGGCUUAAUUGGAGAGGUUACAAUUUAUAUUCUAUCGCAGCUUCUCUUGUUGAAGGUAUUUGAAGUUUAAAGAAGGUGUUAUGAUGACCAAUGAUGAAGCAGAAAUUGUGUUAAUUGACAUUUUAUUAAACGUCCAUCAAAGCUGCUCUCAUUUUUUUCUGGUGGGGCCUUGUGGGAUAUGCAACUAAACAAGAAAAAAAAUACUGCCAAAGAAGAGGUGUAUAAUGACUAUGGCUACGAGGCACAAAUUACAAAAACUGUGUUGAUUGCAUUUAAUUUAGUUUGCUUUGGUUCAUUUGCGAGGAACAAACUGAACCCUAUCUUCUUCAGUGCCUCCGCUUGUUUUCUUGGAAAGCUAUGGCAGAAAUACAGAGAGGUUCAGGAAGUGUCUUCAAGCAGUAGCAGAUAAUCUAAUAUGUUUGCUUGUCUGAAUAAGUUUGAUCUGGGGCUUCUUCGGACAUUGAUCUUGGGUCUAAGUGGUUGAGAUUGCUUUUGGAGCUCAGAACAAAAGCUCUGUUUUUGUGAUUUUUUUCCCAUUUGUUAUCCAUUUUCUUGUUGCUUUGUAGUUAGUUACUUGUUUCGUCUUGCUUUGUGCUGUAGUUGUGGUUGUAUUCGUAUCACAUUCUUGAUAUAGUGGAUAUAUUUUUAUGGACCAGAG